AAUCUAAGGGUAUUUUUAUUAUUUCAUCAUGAUAUAAGUUAUUUCAAAAUUAGUAUUCCAUCGAGAGGCCAGGAUAACUUAUCCUAGCACUAAAUGUUAAUCAUGGGAUAAGAAAUCCCAAAUUUUGUAACCAAACUUGAAAUAGGAGUACUAAAAUUUUAUCCCAAAUUAUCUCUUCUUGUCCAUCACACCAAACGUUUCUUGUCCUUGUAUCUUUGUAGCUUGUUACUGGAAAGAUACUGGUCCUUUGUUAGAACACUUUCUUAUAACUUUAGCUUGCUAAAUUCCACUUUGAUUGUUAAGGAAAUAAUACAUUUUACAUCGAGCUAUAUAUGAAAGACGGGAAGGAAGGAGAAAAAGAAAGUAAAGUAGCAAUACAUAUUAUAUAAACAAAUCACACUUGAGCUAAUACUAACAACCUGAGUUUUGAGUGAUAUCAACUUUGUUGAUAUAAAGUUUGGAUUCUCAUCAAAUUCUUCCCUUACUCUCCAUUAUCCAAGCUGCCCCUUCAAAAAAGAAAAAGUAAAGCAAAAUACUACUAUUAAAGGAAAAGAUAUGUUUUUCAAUCUGAUAACUUUUGGAAGUGCAAGAUUGCUUUUUCCUGGCUGUUAAAUUUAUGAAAUGGAUUUUCCCUCAUGACAUCUUUUCAUUCUCUUAUUGAUAUCUUUUUCUUCAUCUUGCUUCUGUCUUCUCUUUUCAUCCUUCUUAUUGAGGUUUCUUCACUAACAGUCGCGAGAGUUAUUCAUCUUCAACUUGUGUAUGCAAAUAUAUCUCAGAAGAAAGUUCUGGAAAAAGAAAACGAAAAAUGAUGAGUGGCGCGGGUUGUAGGCAUAUCUUGAUUCCGGGAAUUAUAGCCUUAGUGUUUAUAACAAUGGCACAGAGAUGUUUGAGUGUGGGAGUGAACUGGGGUACAAUGGCAUCUCACCAGUUGUCAGCAGAGAGCGUUGUGAAAAUGCUUAAAGAAAAUGGCUUUGACAAAGUAAAAUUGUUUGAAGCAGAUGAAAAGAUCUUGAAUGCUUUGAUAGGUAGUGAUAUUGAAGUGAUGCUUGCAAUUCCUAACUAUAUGUUGCAAGAUAUGAGCACUGAUCCUGGGAUGGCAGCCUCUUGGAUUGAUGCCAAUGUCUCUGCUUAUGCUUACACUCGUGGAGUCAAAAUCAGGUAUGUAGCAGUAGGAAAUGAGCCAUUUCUUCAAACAUACAAUGGCACUUAUCUACAUUCCACUUUUCCAGCUCUGCGAAACGUUCAAGAAGCCAUCAACCAUGCUGGACUAGGACCAGAGGUGAAAGCAGUGGUCCCCUUAAACGCUGACAUUUACUACUCCCCUGACUCUAAUCCUGUCCCCUCAGCUGGCGAUUUCAGGCCAGAAAUACGCGAUUUAGCCAUUCAAAUUGUUCAAUAUCUCGACUCAAAUGAUGCACCAUUUGUGGUUAAUAUCUAUCCUUUCCUCAGUCUCUAUGAAAAUGAUUAUUUCCCAUUAGAGUAUGCCUUCUUUAAUGGAUCAAACAAGCCUAUGAAAGAUGGCGAGUAUCUUUAUACUAAUGUGUUUGAUGCCAAUUUCGAUACUCUUGCAUGGUCUUUGAAGAAAGCUGGCUUUCCUAACAUGAAAAUCAUAGUUGGCGAAGUAGGGUGGCCAACAGAUGGAGAUAAAAAUGCAAAUAUCGAUAAUGCCAAAAGAUUUAACCAAGGAUUGAUUCAACAUGCUCUAAGUGGAGAAGGAACCCCUGCAAGGAAAGGGAAAAUAGAUGUUUGCUUGUUCAGCCUGAUUGAUGAGAAUAGUAAAAGCAUUGCUCCUGGUAACUUUGAGAGGCAUUGGGGCAUAUUUGAGUUCGACGGAAAGCCCAAAUAUGAGCUGGAUUUAUCUGGCCAGAAGAAGCAUAAAAGCCUAGUUGCAAUACAAGGUGUUAAUUAUAUGCAUAAAAGGUGGUGUAUACUAAAGCCACAUCCACAAAAAGAUGCACAAACUUACUUGGCAAAGAGUGUUGAUUACGCGUGCAGUCUUUCUGAUUGCACUGCUUUGGGCUAUGGUUCGUCCUGUAAUCAUCUGAGUGCACAAGGAAAUGCUUCCUAUGCUUUCAAUAUGUAUUAUCAAUUCAAAAAUCAAAACAGUUUGGACUGUGAUUUCGAAGGAUUGGCUACAGUAACUUAUAAGGAUCCAUCCGACGACAAGUGCCAUUUUCCUCUGAUGAUUGCUGACGGUCGUAGAGUGAUGCUGUUGCACAAGAAUUUAGUGUAUAUCAUACUGGCUAUUCUCCAAGGGUUUCUAGUAGUUUUGCUGCUCGUUUCUUAAAGAGGUGAUGAUUUGUUUCUUUUUCUUUUCUUUUCCUACAACAAGAAGAUGAUGUAAAUAGUAACAGAAUACAGGUCAUUUUUCCAGCAUUGAUAUUUUAAAGCAUCAUAUU
This is a messenger RNA of Capsicum annuum, 2399 nucleotides long. RefSeq names its product glucan endo-1,3-beta-glucosidase 8. The record is from RefSeq and is a predicted model, not a curated record. Gene Ontology annotation, molecular function: hydrolase activity, hydrolyzing O-glycosyl compounds. Bases 806 to 2287 code for a protein of 493 amino acids. The transcript is spliced from 2 exons. Gene Ontology annotation, cellular component: plasma membrane. Gene Ontology annotation, biological process: carbohydrate metabolic process. NCBI's taxonomy places the organism in Eukaryota, Viridiplantae, Streptophyta, Magnoliopsida, Solanales, Solanaceae.